Lithohypha guttulata is the source of this 1254-nucleotide messenger RNA. RefSeq lists its product as uncharacterized. Gene Ontology annotation, biological process: regulation of translation. NCBI's taxonomy places the organism in Eukaryota, Fungi, Ascomycota, Eurotiomycetes, Chaetothyriales, Trichomeriaceae. Gene Ontology annotation, molecular function: mRNA binding. The transcript has 3 exons. Bases 1 to 1254 code for a protein of 417 amino acids. The record is from RefSeq and is a predicted model, not a curated record.
AUGUUCAUUGGUGGCCUCAAUUGGGAAACAACUGAUCAAUCCUUGCAUGAAUACUUCUCACAGUUCGGCGAAGUCCAAGAAUGCACAGUCAUGAGAGAUGGCGCCUCUGGCAGAUCUCGAGGCUUCGGCUUUUUGACAUUCAAGGAUCCUAAAGUCGUCAAUACUGUCAUGGUCAAGGAACAUUUCCUAGACGGCAAAAUUAUCGACCCCAAACGGGCCAUCCCACGAGACGAACAGGAAAAGACCUCCAAGAUAUUUGUCGGAGGUGUUUCGCAGGAAGCUACUGAAGACGACUUCACUGCAUACUUUGCACAAUUCGGGAGAGUCGUCGACGCGACCUUGAUGAUGGACAAAGAUACUGGCCGACCACGAGGCUUUGGAUUCGUUACGUUCGAUAGUGAGGCUGCAGUUGAACGAGUGUUGGAGCAUUUUCCAUUAGAGAUUAUGGGCAAGGCAAUCGAAGUAAAGAAAGCUCAGCCACGUGGCAAGAUGGGCGAGGAGGAGCAUGACCAGCGAGGAAACCGCAAGGGUAAGUUCGGCAGGGAUCAAGGUUUUGACAACCAACCACAACAACAAGUCCAACCAAUGCAGAAUCAAAACAUGAUGGGUCAGAGCGGUAUGACUCCUCAGAUGAUGGCUCAGUAUUGGCAAAAGAUGCAACAGUGGCUCGCCAUGAUGCAACAGAUGCAACAAGCCACCAUGGGCGGCAUGGGCAACAUGGGAGGUAUGGGACAGAUGAACCCUCAGAUGAUGGCACAGAUGCAGAACAUGCAAGGCGCUGGGAUGCAAAACAUGACUCCUCAGAUGCAACAACAGAUGAUGCAAAUGAUGCAGAUGCAGAACGGCAUGAAUAUGGGUAACCAAAAUGGUGGUGGAGUAGGAGGCGGUCGAUCUGGCUUUUCAGCAGCUGAACAGCUCGCGUUUGAGCAACGAAAGUAUGAGCAACAAGCAUCCCGGAAGUCCAGCGGCUUUCAAGGUCGAAACAACAGCCAGAACCAAGGUGGACCACAAUCCUGGGAAGGCAUGUAUGACGGCGAGCCUCAGCCUGAUGGUGGUAGUCAAAAUGGACGAGCUUCUGUCGGAGCAGUGAGACACAAUACACCUCAAGGCAAUCGACCUCCUAAAGGACCAACACCACAGCCUCAAAGCAACGCUCCUGUUGGUGCUCCAACUGGCCCAAAGAAUGCCGGCAAGCCUGGGUCGAACUUUCGGGGCGGACGAGGUGGUGGCCGUUACCAUCCUUAUGGUCGUUAG